AACGUACCUAAUACACGUGUGGUUGACAGCAACACUUUGUGAUUAGUUUUGUUUGCGAAUAUUUUUCAAUCGUUUUAAAAUAAUUUGUUAAUAUAUAGUAAAAUAUACAUAAAAUACACAAAAUAUACAUAGCAUAUCGUUAUUGUAUAAUUGUUGUAAAAGAUGGCUAUGUUAGCUGAACCACGACAGCGUAAGCGGUAUAAUUUAACACCGCGAGGCAAGGCCUUAUAUGAAGAUGAUACGCGUUUUGGCACAAAAAUGUUGGAGAAAAUGGGCUGGUCCAAAGGAAAAGGUCUCGGUGCCAAAGAGAACGGUAGUCAAGAUUUUGUGCGUGUGCGUAUGCGUAACACAAACGAAGGUUUGGGAUUUGAAGAUCGUGAUGACCAUUGGACACAACAUGAACAAGAUUUUAAUGGAUUGCUGAAAUCAUUAAAUGGUGAGGAGGAGGAGGACAAUGAGAAAGUUAGUGACAAUAAAGACAGUGCUUCUGAUGAGGAAACUCCCAGAGUGGGAUUCGGAUUCGCAACCGAAUCGAAAAAACCGAAAGUGGAAAAGUUGAAGGAUAAAAUUAGUGGUAUUUCCCUGGAACAGAAGUCAAAACAUAGUAAAGCUCGUGUACAUUACAAAAAGUUUACGAAAGGAAAGGAUAUAGCACAAUAUAGUGAAAAAGAUCUUGCAAAUAUAUUUGGCAAAAAAGUCGUUGAAACGGAACAAGCGGAUGGUGUUUAUGCGCAGCUCACAGCUAUAAUGACUAGAGAAGAUAAAGAAAAAACGGAAACCGCAGAUGCUGAAGAAAACGAAGUAAAGCCAAAUUUUGGUGGCGUACAAACAAUUAGCACAGGUAUGUCGGUGAGUGAUUACUUUAAACAAAAAAUGGAAGCAUUGAAAAACAAACAGAAACAGAAUAAUAAUGAACGAAAGGAAGCAGAAAUAGUAGAAGUGCCAGAUGAGGAAUCCACAGAAAAUAAAAAGAAAUCUAAAAAGAGGAAGCAUGAAAGGGAAGCAGUUGAGGCUGAAAGUCAAACCACCGAAGCAAAUGUUCUUAAAGAAAUGGAAGACAGUCCAACUUCCGAAAAGGACGAAAAUAAGCUGCAAGACAGUGCUAUUGAAACUGUGGAUUUAACGGACGAUGUAGAGAACGAAGAUGAGGAUGUUCCCAAAAAGAAGAAAAAGAAGAAGUCCAAAGAAAACCAAUUAGAGCAACACACAAAUGAAAACGAAGUUAUGGAUGAAAUCAAGGAAGAAGAAAAUUCGGCAACAGAGGCGCCUAAGAAGAAAAAGAAAUCAAAAAAGAGUAAAAGGAAGCAAUCACAAGAUGAUGACGAUGUAAUAAUUGUAGCGGUUGAACCGUCAACAUAUGAGAAGUUAUUGCAAAUACCGGAACAAGCGGAAAGCCAUGCAAAAGAAGUACCAACGGAUGGUAUAAAAGUGAAGAAAAAUAAAAAGUCCAAAAAGGAGAAAAAAAAUGAGAAAUCAAGUGAAAACGAAGAUAGUGUCGACGCCGGACAAACAACGAAAAAGUCGAAGAAAUCCAAAAAAGAUGUAAGUGAAGAUAACAAAGCGUUGACACUUGAUGAAUUGAUAGCCAAAUAUAAUUCUUACAAUAUCUACACAAUUUCCUCAUUUGUAGCAGAAAAAUUCCGCAAUGUUGAUUUAGACAGCUUCAAAGGCUCAACCAUAACACAUAUACCAGGUUAUACACAAACGGGCGAUAUUCAACUGAAGGUGGUGAAUGAACCCAAAGAUGAAGAGCGUAUCACGAGAUUAUGGAAUUGCAGUGAAGAUAAAUAUAUUGAAGUCAAUCCUAAAGCCAUUUUUGGCAGAUACAAACAAAAUACUAUAAAUGCAUAUAGAAAUAAGAAAGAUGCAAAGAAACCCUUACCGUUGUUUAACAUCAAGUCGCUUAAGAGAAAAAGUGUUUUCCAACCAAUAUGAAAGAUACACAAUAAAAAGAAGUUAUUUACUACUUAGAGGUAAA
Messenger RNA from Zeugodacus cucurbitae (melon fly), 1978 nucleotides. RefSeq names its product PIN2/TERF1-interacting telomerase inhibitor 1. The record is from RefSeq and is a predicted model, not a curated record. Gene Ontology annotation, cellular component: nucleolus. The transcript has 2 exons. The coding region runs from base 163 to 1935 and encodes 590 amino acids. Gene Ontology annotation, biological process: regulation of ribosome biogenesis. Gene Ontology annotation, molecular function: nucleic acid binding; telomerase inhibitor activity. NCBI's taxonomy places the organism in Eukaryota, Metazoa, Arthropoda, Insecta, Diptera, Tephritidae.